Molecule: messenger RNA, 247 nt
Organism: Terrapene triunguis (Three-toed box turtle)
Lineage: Eukaryota; Metazoa; Chordata; Testudines; Emydidae
Product: AP-1 complex subunit sigma-1A-like
Exons: 2
Biological process (GO): vesicle-mediated transport; protein transport
Cellular component (GO): intracellular membrane-bounded organelle
Source: RefSeq, a predicted model, not a curated record
AUACGCCAGCCUAUACUUCUGCUGCGCCAUCGAAGGCCAGGACAACGAGCUGAUCACGCUGGAGCUGAUCCACCGAUACGUGGAGCUGCUGGACAAAUACUUCGGCAGUGUGUGUGAGCUUGAUAUCAUCUUCAACUUCGAGAAGGCCUAUUUCAUCCUGGACGAGUUCCUCAUGGGCGGGGAGAUCCAAGACACCUCCAAGAAGAGCGUGCUAAAAGCCAUCGAGCAGGCUGACCUGCUGCAGGAG